Archocentrus centrarchus (flier cichlid) is the source of this 3745-nucleotide messenger RNA. It is a transcript of the gene cry1b, whose product is annotated as cryptochrome circadian regulator 1b. The transcript has 12 exons. Gene Ontology annotation, biological process: negative regulation of DNA-templated transcription; entrainment of circadian clock by photoperiod; circadian regulation of gene expression. Gene Ontology annotation, molecular function: FAD binding; DNA binding. Bases 482 to 2197 code for a protein of 571 amino acids. The record is from RefSeq and is a predicted model, not a curated record. Gene Ontology annotation, cellular component: cytoplasm; nucleus. Lineage: Eukaryota; Metazoa; Chordata; Actinopteri; Cichliformes; Cichlidae.
UAUACCACAUAACUGAAACUAGUCUCCUAGAAGCUGCCUUUAAUCGCAAUUUUUAGAGGACAUUUUCGGGUGUUGCGCUUCAGGAAGGAAUUUGUUAGAAACUAUUUCGACAACACACCGACAUCAACGUUUGAGCGUUUAAAAAUAACCGCAGACGGCGCGUAAGCAGAGUGUUGGUGCUGAUCGAGAGAAGAGUUGUGCGCUUUUUCUGCGGCCGCGGUGGUUACCAGCUUUCCACACAUGCAUGCACUGCUGGUCAGCAGACCCAACGCUGUGGAUAAAUUCAUGGAGCUCGGUUGAGGUCCGACAAACCUUUUAGAGAGACACCAAGAACACAGACCAGCUUUAAAACUGCUACGGCCUCGGAUGUGUAUUUGUGACUUUAUUUUUGCCACAGAACAACGUUAGAGGGCGCCGUUUGUUGUUUGUGGGAGCCCGGACUACCCUUUUCACCCCACUAGUGAUAAAGAAGGAAGGCGACAUGGUGGUCAACACCAUCCACUGGUUCAGGAAGGGACUACGGCUGCAUGACAACCCGUCUCUGAGGGACUCUGUCCGUGGAGCGGACACUCUUCGUUGUAUCUACAUCCUGGACCCCUGGUUCGCUGGGUCCUCCAAUGUGGGCAUCAACAGGUGGAGGUUUUUGCUCCAUUGUUUAGAAGACUUGGAUGCCAGCCUACGCAAACUCAACUCCCGCUUGUUUGUCAUCAGAGGCCAGCCUACAGAUGUCUUCCCUCGUCUAUUUAAGGAAUGGCAGAUCACCCAUUUAUCUUAUGAAUAUGACUCUGAGCCUUUUGGCAAGGAACGUGACGCUGCCAUCCAAAAACUAGCCAAUGAGGCUGGGGUGGAGGUCAUGGUGCGGAUAUCACACACCCUCUACGAUCUGGACAAGAUUAUAGAACUCAAUGGCGGUCAGCCUCCACUCACCUACAAACGCUUCCAGGCUUUAAUAAAUAGAAUGGAUUCUGUGGAGAUGCCAGCGGAGACAAUCACAUCUGAGGUCCUUAAGAACUGUGUCACACCCAUCAGUGAAGACCAUGAUGAAAAGUUUGGGGUGCCCUCCCUUGAAGAGCUUGGUUUUGAGACAGAGGGACUAACCACAACAGUAUGGCCCGGAGGAGAAACAGAAGCCCUCAUGAGGCUAGAGCGGCAUCUCGAGAGAAAGGCCUGGGUGGCAAACUUUGAGCGUCCACGUAUGAAUGCCAACUCCCUGCUGGCCAGUCCCACAGGCCUCAGUCCCUACCUGCGCUUUGGAUGUCUCUCGUGUCGGCUCUUCUACUUCAAACUUACUGAUCUUUACAGAAAGGUCAAGAAGAAUCGCACACCACCACUGUCCUUAUAUGGCCAGCUGUUGUGGAGAGAGUUCUUCUAUACAACUGCCACUAACAACCCCUGCUUUGACAAGAUGGAGGGAAACCCUAUUUGUGUCCAGAUACCCUGGGACCGAAACCCAGAGGCACUGGCCAAGUGGGCAGAGGGACGGACAGGCUUUCCUUGGAUAGAUGCUAUUAUGACCCAGCUGAGGCAGGAGGGGUGGAUCCAUCAUUUGGCAAGGCAUGGUGUUGCUUGUUUCCUCACCAGGGGAGACCUCUGGAUCAGCUGGGAGGAAGGCAUGAAGGUUUUUGAAGAGUUGCUUUUGGAUGCAGACUGGAGUGUAAAUGCUGGCAGCUGGAUGUGGCUUUCUUGCAGUUCAUUCUUCCAGCAGUUUUUUCAUUGCUACUGCCCCGUGGGAUUUGGACGACGCACAGACCCAAAUGGUGACUACAUACGGCGUUAUUUGCCCAUACUGAGGGGUUUUCCAGCCAAAUAUAUCUAUGACCCUUGGAAUGCCCCAGAGGAAGUGCAGAAGGCAGCCAAGUGCAUCGUCGGAGUCCAUUACCCCAAUCCUAUGGUGAACCAUGCUGAGGCCAGUCGCAUCAACAUUGAGAGAAUGAAGCAAAUUUAUCAGCAGCUUUCCUGUUACAGAGGACUGGGCCUGCUGGCAACAGUCCCUGCCAGUUCCAGCUAUGGUGCAAAUGUCAGUAAUCCCAAAGGAGUCAACACAGUGACCAGUGAUGGUCCAGGAGGAUCUUCUGAAGACCCCUCCACACAGGUGGAAACAUCUCAAACAGCAGAAAGAGGACAGUCUGUGCAGAAGCGUCGUCUUGAAGAGACUCCAUUUGAAAGAAGCUCUAAAUCCUGGAAGCAGAGUAAAUAGGGUGCUGAAGGCAGAACAAAGGUUCCUCAGUCAGUCUGUAUCAUCUGGGUAGCAUCCUUCCCUGCAGUGUCCCCAGCACAAACAGUAAUAACUGACACUACCAACCACUGCGGUGAUUAAAUCUGGGUACUGGAGCCAUCUUCAGUCACUGACUUUUAGUCUUAAAACCUCCCAGUAGUACAGAUAUUCAGAUUAUCAGCACUUAGAACAGUGAGCUGUUAACAUGACAUGAUCAGACACAUUACACAUUUUGAGAACAGAAGAAUUAUUAAAGGGCACAUAUCAUGCUUUUAAAUCCUUCCUUUUCAUAUGUAAAUCAUUCACUUGUGGUCUAUAUAAAGUAGAACUGCAAUCCUUUGGUCUGAAUUCCUCGUUAUUGUAGCUCCACAGUUUGUUUUACACCUUUUCUGAGGUGCCGUCUUAGAGCGGCUCAUUUUGGUGCGCCCCCUUCCAGGUCGCAGAGCGUUCCACUCCACCCCGUUCAGCCAUUUUUGUAGUUUGAUAGCAGCGAUACGAUUAUCUACCGGCAGAGAAACAAGCACUUUGAAGAGGCUCUGAUGUCGGGGCGCGAUGUAAGGAAUUUUGUGGGUUAAUACACCCAACAACCAGAUAUUUUGACUUGUCUACUUGCAACUUUGGCAUAACUGAACUUGAACAGAAGUCCAUGACCUUGUUUAGCAGCUCCACAGAAAAUACUGUGAUGUAAGAGGAAAGAAAACGUAACAUGGAAUAGCGAAAACUGAACAGACUGAAAAAUAUGACCCAAAAAGAAUAUAAAGAUACCUACACAGCACCGGGACAAAAUGCAUUUAAAUUUCCUGCACUCCUACACAACAAAAUGUAUUUAAGGGCUAAAGUGGAUUUUGCAUGAUAUGUCUCCUUUAGCAAAAGGAAACCUGCAAAAGGGGUGAAGCAGCAAAUAUAGUUGAUUAUAAAGUCUUCACAUCAGGGUGUUGUGAGGCUACCUGUUGUCUUCCACUGCAAUAUAUAACAAAUGUGUACAAAUGAUGAACCUACUAAUCAGUAGGCUUUACCCCCUCCACACUGCACAUAAGUGAGAUUAGGACACAAUCAGGCUGUAAUGGGAAUGUAAAACCCAAUCUGGCAUCUGUUCUCAAUCAGUGACUGGUAGUCACCUGAUCUGAUGCUUAAGCUUCCACACUUCAUGUUUAAAAAACAAAACAAAACUGGAGUGACAACUGUAGGAGAUUUGUUGUGUACAGCUGACCCUAUCACUCACUUUUAGCAAGCUGACUUAAGGUAAAAUGACCUGGAUAAACUGUAUUUUUCUUAAAACAACCUCCUAGUAUCAAUAUUAUGUCCUGAUUGUACAUAAUGGAAGAACCUUUCCUCAUAAAGGUUUCACUUUAAAAGAUUAGGAGCAAGUUGAUAAAGCAGGCUGUACAAAAGCCUCCAUACGUUUUGUAAAUAUUUCUUUUUAAUUUCCAACUUUGUAUAUUUGGUCACAGGAUCUCAAAACUCCUUUGUAAAUAAAGUUACCAAAAAAAUGUUCUCCAAAAAUGUAUGCUUUUUUUUUUUUUUUUUUCU